GGCGAAGCUAGCCACUUGGCGUGAUAAGAGCGAAAGGCGAAAACCUGCACGCGAUCAAGUGAGGUUAAAGUUACUUUAUAAUGACAUUCGUAGAGCACACGCCAGAGUCAAGACAUCUGCAUCAAUAAAGUGUUAACCACACGGAAAAGAAAUACGUUUUACACAUUUUUAGUCACUGAAAUUGUCUGUGUCGACUUAAAAUUACGAUCCACAACGGUAUGUACCGCCCCCAGUCGGCUGCCACGAUGCAGGAGACAGAACUGAUCAACAAGUCGAAGCGACAAGUCGGGAUGGCAAAGGAACCUCUGGAAAAGCUACGUCACCUCUGUCUGUCCAGGGGCGCCACCGGCAUCCUUGGGCUCGGUCGGUUCUUUCGUAACAUGGACGAUGACGGUAGCAAGGCGUUGAACCAGGCAGAGUUCACUGAAGGGAUGAAGGAGGCGGGCAUCGAACUCACGGAUGAGGAGAUCCAAGAACUCUUCACCCGUUUCGACACAGACGGCAGUGGAAGUGUAAAUAUGGACGAGUUCCUGGUCGCGAUCAGGCCGCCGAUGUCAGCGUCGCGUCUUAAAGUGAUCAACGAUGCUUUCAAGAAGAUGGACAAGACAGGAGACGGUGUCAUUCUGCUCGACGACCUCAGAGGCGUGUACUCGGUGAAAAACCACCCGCGGUACAUCAGCGGCGAGGAAACAGAAGAACAAAUCCUCAACAAAUUCCUGAGUAAUUUCGAGAGGGGAGGAACUGCCGGGGAUGGCAAGGUGACUGAGGAGGAAUUCGUGAACUACUACGCCGGUUUGAGCGCUAGUAUCGAUGACGACGGAUACUUCGAUCUGAUGAUGCGCCACGCGUAUAAUUUGUAAUAAUAAUAAUAAUAACGUGACGCUGCACAAUGUUUCAAAUUUAUAAAACGUAACUGUACCUCAGUAGAAAGGCUUUGUUUUAAAAAGCUUGAACGAAUUCUAUUACUGAACCUAAAUGUAUCAGUGAUUCAGCUUCAAGAUUAUUGCUAUCCAAGAACGAAAUUAGAUUUCGUUCUAUUAUUACGUAAAUCCUUUAACCGCCCGUAACGAUGCUACAAAUGACCAAAAUCUCUUCCACGACCAGUCUUGGGGACAAAUAUUUUUCCCGAAAUAUUCGUCUUGCGCCAGUGUCCUUCAGCCCGACACACGUCGAAUUGUGGAAUUAACAGAGGUUUUGGAACGUAUCCGCACAAGAAUUAAUUACUCACUCACGUACGUUCUGAGAAAUUAAAGAAACAAACCGACCUUUGAUGUGUGCAACACUGGCACAUGUAUCAACCUUUUGAAGAAAAAUCACUGCGAUACGUAACUUUUUAACCACAACUCCAUACAAACUAAUUUCGGAAUAUCCCUACAUUUUGACUAAUGGUUCAAAGGAUUUGUGUACCACAUUAAUUAAUGCACAUAUUAAAUAAAACACCACAACGGCCUUAGCAAAAAAAAAAUAAUGUAAGCAGUAAAUACUGUAAACUGCUAUAUGUACCGCUUAGAUUGAUGUUACGUUUAGAAUUACUGUAUUCCUGUAAAAAAUAACUUCAAGAUGGAAUUAUGCCUGAAAUAUACGAAUAAAAUUUUAUAAACUCUG
Zootermopsis nevadensis is the source of this 1605-nucleotide messenger RNA. RefSeq names its product calcyphosin-like protein. NCBI's taxonomy places the organism in Eukaryota, Metazoa, Arthropoda, Insecta, Blattodea, Termopsidae. Gene Ontology annotation, molecular function: calcium ion binding. The record is from RefSeq and is a predicted model, not a curated record.